Micropterus salmoides (largemouth bass) is the source of this 3182-nucleotide messenger RNA. RefSeq names its product EF-hand calcium binding domain 14 (gene efcab14). The record is from RefSeq and is a predicted model, not a curated record. Bases 556 to 1803 code for a protein of 415 amino acids. The transcript is spliced from 9 exons. Lineage: Eukaryota; Metazoa; Chordata; Actinopteri; Centrarchiformes; Centrarchidae.
UAAGAAGACGAAGAAGAAGAAGAACAAUACAGACUGCUGGACAGGCAGUGCUGCAUAUUUUGAUUUUAUGAUAGAUAGGUUUUAUACUGUUUUUCUAUUUAACGACCCCAUGCAGUGUUUCCAGAAUGAGUGACGUCGGGGCAGCUAUUUUUAAACCGCGGAGAGAAACGACGUGGUAGUCCAAGUAACAAUACUCAACCCUCGUUAGCUAACAUUAGCAGGUUUCAGGUGUUAGCAGACUUAGCUAACGUAUGUGAUAACUCGGUAGCUAGUAGAAAAAGUUGUUUUAGCGACGUUUUGGGGGGAGAGUAGGGUAAUUCCGAUCGCCUGUUAAACAUUUCUUUGUAUUAGGUGUAAGUCAACAAGGCAACCAACCGGCAAAGCCUGAUGUGUUUAUAUUCGUUAGCACCGUUGCGUGGUUGUAAUUCAAGCUAGCAAGAUAACAUUAAAUUAGCUUAGCUGCUACAAACGACAACAUCCACCAAACUGGACAAAACUUUGGAUUUAGUCGGGUUUAAAUCGGGCUCAGCGGGUUCGCUGACCCCUCAGAAGAAGAUGAAGAAGAGGAAGGAGCUGAAUGCCUUGAUCGGGCUCGGGGACAGCAAGAGAAAGAAGACCAAAAAGGGGUCCGGUCACCGACUUCUCCGAACCGAGCCGCCGGGUUCAGAGUCCGACUCGAGCUCGGACGACGAUGAGUUUAACAACCUGAGCAGCGGAGCCAACUUUGGGAAAAGAAGCUACACACAGUGCUGCAAUGUGUGCUACCCCUUGUUUUUGUUCAUCAUACUAGCUGCCUGCGUUAUGGCCUGUGCUGGACUCAUAUGGAUGCAGAUUGCUCUGAAAGAAGAUCUAGACACACUGAAAGAGAAGCUGCAUAGCAUGGAAUCCAGCCAGAAGGUGUCGUCAAGUGAAAUACCCAAACUAAGCGAGGACCUUAAAAACAAGGAGCGAAAGCUUGACGACAUUGAAAACGGGGACAAAGGGUUGAGCAAGCUCUGGUCUAACCUAACAGAAAUGAACAGAAAGAUCAGUUUGCUGGAAUCUGCAGUAAACCAUUUAAAGGCCAACUUGAAAUCAGCGGCUGAUUUAAUCAGCCUUCCCACCACGGUUGAAGAUCUUCAAAAGAGUGUUGCUACAAUUGGCAGCACACUAACAAGUGUACAGCACGAUGUGAAGACUAUGCAGGCUGCUCUUGAAAAUGAGAAAAAAGAUGACGACUUCAAGAAGAAAAUGGACAUAACAGACCUGAGAAAAGCAAUGAAUGAGGCUAACAAGACAGAGGAGCUGCACCAUACACAGGCUGAUGAGCAGAUCCACAUUCUCCUCUCUACAGUUGCAGAUCUUCACCAGAGAGUGUCGUCAUUAGAGAACCGGUCAAAGGAAAGCUCAAAGGACAACGAGGCAGCAACUCCACUGCCAAUCACCAGUGAAAGUCCAGCUACUGAGACGGUGAACGAAGCUAUGACAACCAAAGUAUCUCCUGGUGAUUUGCAAGAGAGAGCCACACCACUGACAGAGCCUCAGAAAAACAGACGUCCACGCUUCUCAACGUCAAACCGCUCUAAGAGAAAUGCUGACAUAACAUGCCCAAAGGUGUUCCUGCCUGGUGUCAAUUCUCUGAAAGAUUUGGAAGACAUCUUCCAGCAGGCAGGCAUUGGACGUAAUUCACUUGGAUUGACCUACUAUGCCCUGAGUAAAGUAUUUGGAACAUCAACUCCCAGUGCUCGUACCAUGGAGUGUUUUGACAAUGACGGGGACCAGAGGUACUCCCUGAUGGAGCUGAGAGCUGCUGUAGGUUUGUGAUCACAUUAUCACUGACAGCAGUGAACAGUAUUGACUACCCUGGGGGUUCGGAGAUCCCGGCCCUUUUCUGUAAUCGCUGCACUUUUGUGAACUGAAUAUUUAUCAUACUGAUUGUGGAACAAUGGCGCUGGCAUGCCCCCCAUACUCACUCCCUCUGCCCAGUCCAUUUUGACACAACCUCGUCCACAAAACGUACGCUUACAUUUUAAAAUUAAUCUAUAGGAGUUCUGUAUGCAGAAUAUUCAGCUCUUAUUUUAGAAAAUCCCAUGGUUUAUAUGAAAUAAAUCAUGAAAAUAAGUGUUGUGAAUAAUUUUGAAUCCCGUUUUCCACCCUCAAUUCUCUCAGUUGCUGUUUUCCUGCACCUGUUUUAAAACAAUAUAUAUUAUUUCAACUGAUCGGUGUCAUCUUGAUGUAACGUUUUUUUUGUAUUUAGCUUCUCUGGUGGCUGUACUUGUCAGUCUAUUGCAGAUGUCCCCACCCAUCUAGACAAACACCUGUUGCAACUCACCUGAACCUUAUUUAUAGAACCCGAGAUAGAAUUUAAUGAAUGUUUACAAAUGACUACUAGAAACUGAUUUCAGUCUUUUGUUUUGUUUUUAGACCGAUUCCUAACUUAACUGAGAAACAACUGAGCAUAAGAGUGGGGAUUUACAUAAUGCUCUUUUCUUAACUUAAAUUCAGAUUUCUUUCUGUUCAGUGUGUUUUUUGUUCUCAUCUUCAAUUAGUUGCUCCAUUUUCAUUGGGAUUGGUUUUUAGUUCAUCUGUAUAUUUAUCUGUAUUUUUUUGCAGCUUUCAGUUCUACAAGUUUUGAAGGGCUAUGAACACUGAAUCAUUCAGAAAGAUAUUUGAAGUAGUAAAUUAUGAGGCAUAUGUAGCAAUAACAAAGUGACAUAGAUAUUGCUUGUUUAGAGUUGCAGCAGACAGAAGGCACACCUAGCUCACAAUGUGUAACAGGUAGCAUACGCACUGACUCACUCUUUACUUGAUUUAUUUUAUUCCAUUUUAUGGGCCUAAUAAUGGUGUAUUUACAUAAAUUUGUCAUACUCAAACAUUGUUGUAUACUGUAAAAAUGGUUUAAAUGUAUUCAACACAUGUUGUAAAGGAGUUCGGGUUUGCUUUAUAGUCUUAACCUCAACAGUGUACAUCUUUUAAAUAAUUCUGUUGUGCUUUGCAUGUUGCUUAUAAUGUAACAUGAACAAAUUAUUUAUAAAUGUAACAUAGCAAGCAGACUACUUGUUUUUCUGCAGGACAAUAGUUAGUUGAGCUCAAACAACAGCUUUGGCCAUCAUGACAGAUUUUUGCAUCCAUGCUGCUACUGUACAUGGGAGAUUUUAUGAAUGUUUUUGUGUGAGCAUCAAUGAAUAAACAGUUAAAAGGUU